This is a messenger RNA of Saccostrea cuccullata (small rock oyster), 343 nucleotides long. RefSeq lists its product as uncharacterized. The transcript has 2 exons. NCBI's taxonomy places the organism in Eukaryota, Metazoa, Mollusca, Bivalvia, Ostreida, Ostreidae. The annotation marks the transcript as partial. The record is from RefSeq and is a predicted model, not a curated record.
AUGUUCAUGCUAAUCUUUGUGAUUCUGGUGGUGCACGUUGAUGCGCGGUGCGGGGUGUCAGAGGGAGUGCUGCAGUGCCGGGACUGGAGGGAGUUCGAGCGAGGUAAUUACCCGAUGGCAAACUUCAUCAUUCUGGAGAGGGCGAUGGGAGAGAUUAACAUCGAGGAAUACCCAGUAUUGACCAGACUAGUGAUCCGCGACCCGCGAACUAAGUGCGAUGCCAUCACGGCAAACGUCUGGACAGGCUCCCUCACGUGUCUGGAUGGUCAGCACAGCAGUGGGGUCACAGACAUUAUAAAAACGACCACCCACAAGACCAUCGAAAUGACAGCCAUUACAUUCA